Teleopsis dalmanni is the source of this 2034-nucleotide messenger RNA. Its product is annotated as polyribonucleotide nucleotidyltransferase-like. The record is from RefSeq and is a predicted model, not a curated record. Gene Ontology annotation, biological process: RNA processing; mRNA catabolic process. Bases 1 to 2034 code for a protein of 677 amino acids. Gene Ontology annotation, molecular function: RNA binding; polyribonucleotide nucleotidyltransferase activity; 3'-5'-RNA exonuclease activity. NCBI's taxonomy places the organism in Eukaryota, Metazoa, Arthropoda, Insecta, Diptera, Diopsidae. Gene Ontology annotation, cellular component: cytosol. The transcript has a single exon.
AUGGCACGUCAAGCAACAGCUGCUGUAAUGGUUAAUAUGGAUGAUACUGCUGUUUUUGUAACAGUUGUAGCACAAAAGAAAGUUAAAGAAGGUCAAGAUUUUUUCCCUUUAACUGUUAACUAUCAAGAACGUACUUAUGCUGCUGGUCGUAUUCCUGGCGGAUUUUUUAAACGUGAAGGUCGUCCAAGCGAAGGCGAAACAUUAAUUGCACGUUUAAUUGACCGUCCACUUCGUCCACUAUUCCCUGAAGGAUUUGUUAACGAAAUCCAAAUUAUCGCAACUGUUGUAUCAGUUAAUCCACAAGUGAGCCCUGAUCUUGUUGCUAUGAUUGGUGCUUCUGCCGCAUUAUCUUUAUCUGGUGUUCCAUUUAAUGGUCCAAUUGGUGCUGCUCGCGUUGGUUUUAUUGAUGGUGAAUUUGUUUUAAACCCAAUGACAAGCGAAUUACCUAACAGCCGUUUAGAUCUUGUUGUUGCAGGUACUAACAGUGCGGUAUUAAUGGUUGAAUCAGAAGCUGAUUUAUUAACUGAACAAGAGAUGUUAGCAGCGGUUGUAUUUGGUCAUGAUGCACAACAAGUUGUGGUUGAUAAUAUCAAUGAAUUUGUGGCUAAAGCCGGUGUUGAAAAAUGGGAUUGGACUGCGCCAGCUAAAAAUGAAACUUUAUACAAUGCGGUAGCGGAAUUAGCUAAAGAUCGCAUUGGCGAAGCUUAUCGCAUUACCCAAAAACAAGAGCGUUAUGCGCAAAUUGAUGUAAUUAAAGAUGACGUGUUAGCAGCUUUAAAAGCACAAAACGAAGAAUUAGACGAAACUGAAGUAUUAAAUAUCAUCACAGAUAUCGAAAGCCAAACAGUACGUCAACGCGUAAUCGCUGGUGAACCACGUAUCGAUGGUCGUGAAAAAGAUAUGAUCCGUGCGUUAGAUAUUCGUACUGGCGUAUUACCAAGAACCCAUGGUAGUGCAUUAUUUACCCGUGGUGAAACUCAAGCAUUAGUAGCAGCUACCUUAGGUACUGAACGUGAUGCGCAAAUCAUUGAUGAAAUCACAGGUGAAAAAACCGAUCGUUUCUUAUUCCAUUAUAACUUCCCUCCAUAUUCAGUUGGUGAAACUGGGAUGGUUGGUUCGCCAAAACGUCGUGAAAUUGGUCAUGGUCGUUUAGCUAAACGUGGUGUUGCGGCUGUUAUGCCAAAAGCAAGCGAAUUCCCUUAUACAGUUCGUGUGGUGUCUGAAAUCACAGAAUCAAAUGGUUCAUCUUCGAUGGCAUCAGUAUGUGGCGCGUCAUUAGCAUUAAUGGAUGCGGGUGUGCCAAUUAAAUCAUCUGUAGCUGGGAUCGCAAUGGGAUUAGUGAAAGAAGGUGAUAACUUUGUUGUUCUAUCAGAUAUUUUAGGUGAUGAAGAUCAUCUUGGUGAUAUGGACUUUAAAGUAGCGGGUACUCGUGAUGGUAUUAGCGCACUACAAAUGGAUAUUAAAAUCGAAGGGAUCACCAAAGAAAUUAUGCAAGUAGCGCUUAACCAAGCUAAAGGUGCGCGUUUACAUAUUUUAGGUGUGAUGGAACAAGCGAUUAAUACCCACCGUGAGGAAAUUUCUGAAUUUGCUCCGCGUAUUUAUACCAUGAAGAUUAAUCCGGAAAAAAUCCGUGAUGUGAUUGGUAAAGGUGGUGCAACUAUUCGUGCAUUAACUGAAGAAACAGGUACAACUAUCGAAAUUGAAGAUGAUGGUACAGUUAAAAUUGCUGCAACAGAUGGUGAUAAAGCUAAAGCAGCUAUCAGCCGUAUCAAUGAUUUAACUGCUGAAGUUGAAGUAGGUAAAAUCUAUACUGGUAAAGUAAUGCGUAUUGUUGACUUUGGUGCAUUCGUUUCAGUUGUUGGUGGUAAAGAAGGUUUAGUUCAUAUUUCACAAAUCGCUGAACACCGUGUUGAAAAAGUAACUGAUUGCUUAGCAGUAGGUCAAGAAGUUCAAGUUAAAGUAUUAGAAAUCGAUCGUCAAGGUCGUGUACGUUUAAGCAUGAAAGAUGCAAUUGAAUCUCCAAGCGAAGCGUAA